Messenger RNA from Diaporthe batatas, 1143 nucleotides. RefSeq lists its product as uncharacterized. The record is from RefSeq and is a predicted model, not a curated record. Lineage: Eukaryota; Fungi; Ascomycota; Sordariomycetes; Diaporthales; Diaporthaceae. Bases 1 to 1143 code for a protein of 380 amino acids. The transcript is spliced from 2 exons.
AUGAUAGCCUGCUCCAUUCCCGUGAACACCGGUGCCUAUGGCAUCGGCAUACGGGUGGCGUUCUACCUACAGUGGUUUGGCAUGAUCGUCACCACGUGGGCUCCGGGAUCCGACACACUUAACCUCCUCAACUUCAUCAACGUCCUCACCACCGCCGCGACGUCGAUCGGCUUGGUGAUAAACCUGGAGAGGCUUGAGCCUGCCGAGAUCUACAUCGUUCUAUUGCUGACAUGCGGCACUCUGUACUUCACAAUACCGACCUACCUAUGGAGGUUUGUGACUUGUUGUCGGCCAUGGUGGGAUCCUGAAAGGUGGACGAGGAUUCAGACGGGAUGGCUGUUCCGAGUCUCGACGUACUCCAUGUAUGGAGCACUUCUCAGCCUACAUAUCUGGUUCUGGUCUCAGGGUGUUCAUGUUAAAAGGGAGACUCCUUCGAGUGCAGACACAGCAAUCAAUUGUGAGCAGUUCGGCUUUUUCUUUGCUCAGAUGCGGCUAGAUGGCCCAGGGCUGGCCACGCUCAAUAUUAUCAUCCACCUCACCAUCCUCCUCGUUGGAACUGGGGUAUUUGCAAACCGCACCGGGAUAUCCGAGGUGUGCUGCUGGGAUCGAAGCCAGAAACGGCGCAGAUGGAGUAUAACCACGAAUCGUAUCCUAUCCCUCCAGCACUUCCAAAGCAUCUGUGACCUCAUCGUGGCAAGCAUAAUCACCAUGGCAGUCGAGCUUGUAAUCUCCUGGAACCAGAUCACGGGAGCAAACGAUGUCGAUUCCGCCGCGCAGCUCAUCCCCCCCGUCACCACCGGUGCUUUCCUUUUACAUGGCCUGUGCGUAUGGGCAGCAGGGCCAGACAGUGACGACGAAGCCAGCGACACAUAUGACUGUCCUCGAACCACCAGGACAUCGCGCAGGAGCAGACGCCCUGCCCACCUUCACCAUCGCUCGUGGCGAUCCGCGACAGAUGUCUCGGACUUCCUUGACGCAUACCCUGAAUUGUUUGAUUUACCGCCAGAGCAAUCUCUGCAAACACCGCCGGCGUCACUCGGCGGUCAUGCUGGUCGACAAGCUUCAAGGUACUACAAUGUGGCCUCCGACUACUACGGUACGCAAGGUGGCGACUGCUUCGGGCACGAGGCACGUUACCGAUAG